Molecule: messenger RNA, 1424 nt
Organism: Copidosoma floridanum
Lineage: Eukaryota; Metazoa; Arthropoda; Insecta; Hymenoptera; Encyrtidae
Source: RefSeq, a predicted model, not a curated record
UUUUUUUUUUUUUCAAGUAAAUCGGCAAAUUUCUCUUGGAGUUCAUGUAUUUUUUCGAAAAGACCUCGGAAUGAAAUUUUUCAAGCUCACUCGCACAAACGCUUGACCGCGGUAGGAAAAAAAAAAUUAGAUACAUCCUUCGAUGUUUAAAAAAUGACAAGUAAGAAGAGCUGUGCGUUCUAGCUAGUCGGCAGACGAAGAGCAUGGCAAUCAUGCAGUCCUGUUGCUGUUGGCGGUCGGUUCGCCACGGCAGUUUUGCAUGCGCUGUUUACUCAGUGUUUUACUACUCCGCGCUGACGGUGACGAUAGCCACGGUCCUUCAGGACGAGAGCCAAUAUCUGGCAGGAAACCACUCGCGCCCCAAGUCCAACAGCGUCCUCGAGCCGGAAGUUUCCCCGACCACGAUAAGGUUCAACAUCGCGUUCCUGGUGUGCUCGGCUUGCGGCGUAAUUUGCUGCCUUCUCCUGCUCUACGGACUCUUCAAGGACGAAAAAGUGUACCUGCUGCCGUGGAUAGUCGCGGUGAUCUUGUGCAUCGCAGUCGACAUCUCGCACUUGGUGUACCUCUUUUUCUUCGUCACGCUCGCCCUGAAUCCGAUUAGAGCGAUGCUCCUAACGUUUGACUUUUUCCUCCAGUGCUUGAACGCAUACUCGGUGCUGUGCGUCGUCUCGCAAUAUCAAGAAUACGCCGCGGGCCGCGGAACAGCGUCCGACGAUUGCCAAGCUAGGGUGCCGGCGGUGCGUUACAACGUGCAGCCAACGCCGACGGGGACCUCGUGCCUGAGCUCGAGGCGCGCGGCCACCACCAACAACGACGUCACCCGACAGACAACGGCCACGCCGAGCCAGAGCCCGACCACGACGCCUCUUCUGCUAUUAACGGCCGAGUCGCGCAGCCCGAUGUCAAGGAAGCACGUCCAGUUUCCCGACGCCGCCUCCUCGGCUGCCCCACCGAUAACUGCCGACAAAAUCACUUCGGAUGAAGCGAUUCCUCCGCGGCUGAAAACCCGAUGCAACAUGACGGAAAUGGAUUGCCUGCUCGUGCCGGCAAAACAUCAUUCAAGUCGCACAACCUCGACAACGAAACUAAUGGUAUCAAGUGAUGCUUAAAGUAUACUAUAAUCUGUAUCCAUACAGUAACAUUAUAUUUAUACAUUUACCUAUUGGCUGGACAAUUUUGACAUUGUUCCCUAUACAACUAUAUACGUCUUUAUCCGUGUGUCUAUACCUACAUUGUAUUUCUUCCGAUAACUAUUGCGGAUGAUCAUAUAUGAUAAUGUGCUUAUCGAUUUCAUGGUUGAAUUAUAGUGUCAAAAAGGAAAUAAUAAGGUCUGACUUGAUGUACAGCUGUUUCACUUGUGUGUGUAAUGUUGCGUCCCAAUAUAUUAUUAUAUUGUACACACCUACGAAUUCACGUAGGUAUAU